Molecule: messenger RNA, 1320 nt
Organism: Gastrolobium bilobum
Lineage: Eukaryota; Viridiplantae; Streptophyta; Magnoliopsida; Fabales; Fabaceae
Exons: 6
Coding region: 1-1320 (439 amino acids)
Molecular function (GO): zinc ion binding; nucleic acid binding
Source: RefSeq, a predicted model, not a curated record
AUGGACGCCAUUCGCGAGGCGAAUCGGAAAGCCAUUGAGGAUGUUUUGGAGGCGAAUCGACUGGCAUGUGGCAAGCCUGAUCGCCUUAUCAACAGGCGCACUACCGUGGAGAAGCAAGUUGCAGGAAUACAAAAGGUUUUAGUAUGUUGCAGGGAGAGGAUAGCUGGAUCGACAUCCAAAGACUUCGAUACUUGCUUUCAGCAGGACAGUGAUCUCGAGAAGUUUCGCGUGAACCACGAGGCAAGGAAAGUCAAGAGAUCUGAGGUUAAGGGAAACAACAGUUCCAUUUCCUGGAGGGACAGGAAGUUUAGAGGCAAAGGUAAAGGGAAGCAGCUUCAGGUCAAACAAUUGUGCAACAAAUUCAAGAGGUCUACUACUCUAGCAGGCCACCUUACUGGAUCGUUGACUAUCCCGAAAUGUACAGGAUGUGGAGAGGGUCAUCUGGGACCGUGUGCUACCGGUCAGACUUUUUGUUUCCAGUGUGGCCAGGAGGGCCACUAUGUUAGAGACUUUCCGUCGUCGACAGCGAGGGUUGUAGCGGUUCAGGCAGUUCCGUUACUGAUGGUUCCCCUUCCACCUACUUCGACACCAGCAGUGCCACCUGCUCCUGGGCGUGUUUACUCCUUGGAUCAUACCAUGGAGAUUGAGGAAUUAAUGUUGGUGCCACCUCCAUGGCUGGAACCACUAUUAUCAACCACAUUCUUCUCUUUGUGCAAAGUACACAACAACGCACCCAGAAACGAAUGCAACAUGUUCUGCCUCGAUUGCGGAGACCAAGCAUUCUGUUUUUAUUGCAGACAAUCUUGGCAUAAGGAUCAUCAUGUAAUUCAAAUAAGGAGGUCUUCGUAUCAUGAUGUUGUGAGGGUGGCAGAGAUUCAGAAGGUUUUGGACAUAAGUGGGGUUCAGACAUAUGUGAUUAACAGUGCGAGAGUUCUUUUCCUGAAUGAGAGGCCUCAGAAUCAGCCUAGGACUAAUAAUGCAGUUAGUAGUGGUAAAAGCAACACCCAUUUGUGUGAAAUAUGCAGAAGAAAUCUCUUAGACCCUUUUCGUUUUUGUUCUUUGGGAUGCAAGGUAGUAGGGAUAAAGAAGAAUGGGAAUGCGAGCUUUGUCUUAAGCGCAAAGAAAGACGAAGAAAUAGGGAGAAUGGAGGAAGGAAUGGCGAGAAGAUUGCCAUCAAAGGAAGAAGACGAAAAAUUGCGUGAAGGAAUCCACAAACAAGUAUACCAAAGCACGCCUUGUCCUUGUCUUGGUCAAUCUCAAGCACAAGCUUGCUCAAAUUCAAGGAGAAGAAAGGGAAUACCUCGCAGGGCACCUUUAUGA